AUGGCACCGACUGAACUGCGCAUACAUGACCGUACUUCUAUGCACCCGGUCGCAAUUUUUCCUCGCUUCCUAAUUCCUAUCGGAAGCGAGAGGGCACAGUGGUUAGAUCGAAAAUUUACUGACCGGAAGGUCCGUGGCUCGAACCCGGCAUGCGCCUCUCGACUUCCCAUGUCUAGGCGUGGGCAACCUGGCAGUAUCCCAGUGCUCCGCAUCCGAAACAUAUGA
This is a messenger RNA of Opisthorchis viverrini, 225 nucleotides long. RefSeq lists its product as hypothetical. NCBI's taxonomy places the organism in Eukaryota, Metazoa, Platyhelminthes, Trematoda, Opisthorchiida, Opisthorchiidae. The record is from RefSeq and is a predicted model, not a curated record. The transcript has 2 exons. Bases 1 to 225 code for a protein of 74 amino acids.